AUGGGGUCUUCUCCGCAAACUCAGACCCCGGGCCAAGACCGCCACGCAACCCGACAAGAUGUGCAUAUCACUUCCCAGGACGCUUCUGAUUUGAGCGGCUACGAUACAGAUUCGUCGAGCACCGCAAGUGACGAUCUGGAUAGUGAUGAUACGGCAAUUUUCGAGCGCAGCUCCCCGCCGAGGAGAUUGGGGGCCGCGCCCUUGAUAGUUGAUAAUCGGUGGCGGCCCUCCGCUGAUGAAUAUGAUAGUGAUAAUGACGGUGUCCUUGCCUCUGCAGAUGGCGUUCAGGAGAAGCCGGUGACAUGGAGCUCGCUGCCGAAGAAGGGCCAGUUGGCGAUUCUAACAUUAGCGCGACUGUCAGAGCCCUUAACUCAGACCUCUCUGCAGGCUUAUCUGUUCUAUCAGCUUAAAUCGUUUAAUCCAUCUUUGCCAGACUCGCAGAUUUCAACGCAGGCUGGUAUUCUCCAGGGCAGCUUUACGGCUGCGCAAUUCCUCACGGCUAUUUGGUGGGGUCGUCUUGCUGAUGCUGACUGGAUGGGACGAAAGAGAGUGCUUUUAAUCGGAUUGAUGGGUACUUGUCUGUCCUGUAUAGGCUUCGGCUUCUCUCGCUCUUUUGCGACGGCUAUGGUCUUUCGGACUCUGGGUGGUGUGUUGAACAGCAAUGUUGGUGUGAUGAGAACGCUGGUCGCAGAGAUAAUUGCUGAGAAGAAAUAUCAAUCUCGAGCAUUUUUACUUCUACCCAUGUGUUUCAAUAUCGGUGUGAUCAUUGGCCCGAUUUUGGGAGGCUCUUUAGCCGAUCCCGUCAACAGUUUCCCGGGAAUCUUUGGCCCGGGAUCCUUACUUGGCGGAAAAGAAGGUGUCUGGUGGAUGCAGCAUUGGCCAUAUGCAUUGCCAAAUGUAUUGAGUGCAUUUUUCAUAAUGAUCUCAUUUCUCGCGGUCUUCCUUGGGCUGGAUGAGACACACGAGGUAGCACGUUAUAAGAAGGACUGGGGUCGCAAAUUGGGGAAGCGGCUCACAAGAGCUCUGACUAGGAAACCUCAACAUUAUCGUCCAUUGACUCGCUCUAGAGACGAUGACUCUCUCUAUCUGGACGGUAGUGUGGGUACCUGGUCUACACCAUCAAGCCCAGCUCGUUCUCGUGUGCAACCCCGGCCACAGAAAAAACAAGGAGUCCGCCAGGUCUGGACACGCAAUAUUCUCCUCACUUUAUUCGUUCACUUCUUGCUAGCCUUCCACACAAGUGCGUUCAACUCCAUGGCUUUUGUAUUCUUGCCCAUGCCUCGUGCUCCAGAAAACUCUCGGCAAGGAUUCUUCCAUUUCAGCGGUGGACUUGGCCUUCCAUCAUCGCGAGUCGGCUUCGCUACUGCUAUCAUUGGUUUCAUUGGCUUGCCCCUCCAGAUCUUCGUUUAUCCGGCGAUACAGACAAAACUUGGCACCCUCACAUCUUUUCGCACAUUCCUUCCCUUUUCGCCAAUCGCUUACUGCCUGGUACCGUUCCUUGUGAUUCUGCCACGCAUACCGUGGAUCGUUUGGCCCUCCUUCACUUUUGUGGUUACCUUGCAGGUCAUCUCGCGAACAUUCAUCCUGCCUGCUGCUAUUAUUUUGGUGAACAACUGCGUCACUGAUCCAUCCAUUCUUGGUACAGUCCACGGAGUCGCACAGAGCAUUGCUAGCGCAGCGCGGACACUCGGCCCCUUCCUCGGUGGCUGGGGACUUGGCUUCGGCCACGAGCACAAUAUGAUCGGUGCCGUCUGGUGGGCGCUGGCUGUUGAAUCUGUGAUUGGAUGGUUCAUGCUGUGGAGUAUUCACGAGGGCAAGGGCAUUGAACGUAAGAAGGAUGAGUUGGAAGAGGAGUGA
Molecule: messenger RNA, 1857 nt
Organism: Penicillium paradoxum
Lineage: Eukaryota; Fungi; Ascomycota; Eurotiomycetes; Eurotiales; Aspergillaceae
Product: putative MFS multidrug transporter
Exons: 3
Coding region: 1-1857 (618 amino acids)
Biological process (GO): transmembrane transport
Molecular function (GO): transmembrane transporter activity
Source: RefSeq, a predicted model, not a curated record